Psylliodes chrysocephalus is the source of this 1332-nucleotide messenger RNA. The record is from the annotation of a GenBank genome assembly. Lineage: Eukaryota; Metazoa; Arthropoda; Insecta; Coleoptera; Chrysomelidae.
GGAUCUCGUUCUCCCUCCUUUUCCCGCGCUCACACCUUCGCACCUCGUCGACAGAGACGGAGCAUGUCUUGAGUCGAGAUCAAGACGGCCAACUUAUAUCUAUCAAACCGUCUCAGUGCGUCCUGGUCAAAGCAGUCUUUGAUUUUUGAUUUAACUGUCAGUCGCAAUUCAUCGCAACAAUACAAAGACGUAGUUGUUAUUAUUAUUGUGGAUUUUCAGUAGUGUUGAUUGUCUAAAAUGAUGUCCAGUUCGAUAUCGUCUCGGUCAGCGUCAGUGAGCAUCGCGACGUCGACUGUCGGAAGCGUCGCGACUCCGGCUACGGUAGCGUCGCCGACGCAAGUUCUGCAAAGUGUCGUAUCUUCGACGGAAUGUACGCAGGAGUUGGACAAAAGUGAGAUCAACGAUGCAGUGACUAAGGUCCUACAGGGAUACGAUUGGACGUUGGUGCCUAUUGCUUCAAAAGCAGCGACGGAUAAAAGAAAAUUGCAUGUUAAACGGCCGAUGAACGCGUUUAUGGUUUGGGCCCAAGCAGCUAGAAGGAAACUUGCCGAUCAGUAUCCUCAACUUCAUAACGCAGAAUUAUCAAAAACACUGGGAAAAUUAUGGAGAGUUCUCAGCGACAACGACAAGAAACCUUUCAUAGAAGAGGCCGAACGCCUUCGAGUGAUCCACAAACGCGAACACCCCGAUUACAAAUACCAACCGCGCAGGCGAAAACAAAACAAAAACACAACCGAUUCAGUCCACCAAAUUCCGCACCCACCAAGCCAUUCCUAUACCCGCACAAUGAAACAAGAAGAAUCCCCUUGCAGUCCAAGGAGUCACAGUUCAACAUCCCCUUCCACAUGCUCGUCGCAACCGAACAGUCCGAACAUACCUUCGCAACUGCUGAAGUCCUGCGAGCAACAUAACUUCGAGAUUGACUCUUAUCACAGAAUACCUGAAAUCGACAGCAGUUACAUGCCAGAUGAGUGUUUAGACAGCAGCGAUUUCGACCAAUAUCUUCCUUACGAAAACUACCAAGAUGAUACCAAUAACAACAACAAAAGCAAGCGAUUGUGUACAGAAGCAACACCAUCUAGUAACACAUUCAGCAGGUACCACGAACUUCAACCUAGUUCUGUUGUGAAAUCAGAGAGAUACUUGCAAACGAAUUCGUCUGGAGUAUACGCAUAUUCGUCAGCACCGUCUAGUUACUAUUCAAACAACUCUCAGUAUUUACCGUCUUAUCAAUAUUUGCCUCAGAGGCCCGUAUUUGGUGGAUCAUCUAAUGUCGGCACUUACACUACAAUGGAAGGAAACGGAGAGGCUUGGGGACAUUACACUGUGUGA